This is a messenger RNA of Danio rerio (zebrafish), 5908 nucleotides long. Lineage: Eukaryota; Metazoa; Chordata; Actinopteri; Cypriniformes; Danionidae. The record is from RefSeq and is a predicted model, not a curated record.
UGCAGCUCAUCUUCUGGAUCCGCGCGCGCUAAUCCUCGAGCACAUCUGUGCAGCGCUACGGAGCUCCGCCCAUCCUGCUGUUGUGAAAGUGACGUCAGCCCUAUCACUUGUGGAGAGUGAAGCGACGCCGCAGUCCGCGAUCUGCAGUGAGAGAGCAGGUACAGCCGAUCCCUUACCUGGAAACCUCAACCGCACGUCCUCCGUUAUCCGCGGAUAUUUCCGGUUACGCAGAAAUCACAAUAACAUUCCGUCUUUCUCCUUCGCCGUACGCACGAUGAGUUUUAUCCAGCCAGUGGAGUAGAGGAUCCCUCACAUCCCACCUGCAGUCAUGAAUGGUGGCUUUUCUAUUUGGGCUAUAACUCCAGAAGAGAGGGGGAAACAUGACAAACAGUUUGACUCGCUGGCUCCCACCCUGGGAUAUUUGUCGGGAGAUCAAGCAAGAAAGUUCUUCCUCCAAUCUGGUCUUCCCACAUCGGUCCUGGCAGACAUCUGGGCUCUGGCGGACAUAGGAAAGGAUGGGAAGAUGGACAGAUUGGAGUUCUCUAUUGCAAUGAAACUAAUUAAACUGCAGCUGCAGGGUCAGCCACUUCCGUCCAGCCUGCCGAUCAUCAUGAAGCAGACGCCCACCCCUGUGAUGACGUCAUCGUCACGCUUCGGUAUGGGCUCCAUGCCAAAUCUCUCCGCCAUGUCGGUGAUGCCCAUCCUAACACCCAUCCCCACAUGCCCUGUCAUGGCCCCUUUAGUUCCUGUGCCCACCCUGAUAUCUGGGCCACUGCCUCAGAUGCCCAACUCUAUCAGUGUGCCAGCCUUACCUAACGGCAAUGCAACUCUCCUCACACCAACACCAGCAUUCCCAGUCUCCAGUGGUUUGACUAAAUCUCACUCUCUCCUGGACCUUGGCUCUAGCAGUUCUAACUCGUCCUCCACCACCUCCCUUGCGAGUAACUCCCCGAAAACGAGUAGUUCUGAUUGGGCAGUGCCUCAGUCAUCCCGUCUGAAGUACCGACAACUGUUUAACAGCCUGGACAAGCUAAUGAGUGGAUACCUGUCAGGUCCCCAGGUCAGAAAUGCCCUCACAGCUUCAAACCUCACACAAACACAGCUUGCCACUAUAUGGUUUCUGGCUGAUGUGGAUCGUGAUGGGCAGUUGAGAGCAGAAGAGUUUAUUUUAGCGAUGCAUCUGGUUGAAAUGGCCAAGACAGGGCGGCCUUUACCUCUCACUUUACCUCCCGACCUUGUGCCUCCUUCACUCAGAACAACUAAGUCAUGUGACCUGCUAAACGGACCUGUUCCUCUGAUUAGCACUGAGCUGAUUGAGCCAGAACUGCCACAGAAAAACAAGAGCAAUGUUUCAUAUGAAGACAAACUGAGGGAAAAUUUCCAGAGGGGAAACGCAGAGCUGGAGAAGCGUCGCCUGGCUCUUCAGGAGCAGCAGAGGAGAGAGGAGGAGCGCAGGAGAGAAGAGGAGAGGCGAGAGGAGGAGAAGAGACAGCAGAAGGAAAGAGAGGAGCGAGAGAGGAGAGAGAGAGAAGCGCGAGAAAUGGAGAUCAGGAGACAGAGAGAGGAGGAGCGCAGGAUGGAGAGACAGAGAGAGCUGGAGCGACAGAGAGAGGAGGAACGACUGAAAGAAUUAGAGCGGCGAGAGGAAGCUGAGCGACAAAGACGGAGGGAAUGGGAGAAGAGCAAACGUGUGGAGCUUCAGACUCAGAAAGAAAAGGAGCAGAAUGACAUACAGAGACUAAAGGACAGGAAGAGGAGUCUUGAGAUUGAGCUGGAGGCCGUGGGUAACAAGCAUAAGCAGAUCUCCAGUCAGCUGCGUGAUGCUAAGAGUAAGAGACAGGGGCAGUGGGCCGAGUUGGAGCUGAUCAACCAGAGGAGAGACGUCUGCAUUACUGAUAUCAACUCACUGCAGUUACAGUUUGAUGAGAUGCAGCGGCAGUUGAAUCAGCUGGGCCCUGAAAAGCAGCGACUGGCUGACAGACUUGUACAUUUUACCCAAAACAUCUCCAGUCCUUUGAUAAACGAUGUGAAACAGAGUGUGUGCGAGAAAGAUCGGAGCUGUCGGAAGCUUAAGGAGCAGCUGGAUGUUUUGGAGAGAGAAACCACGGCCAAACUCUCACAAAUGGAGCAGUACAACAAAGAAAUCAAGUUUGUUGAAAUGGAUGACUGUGUGCUACAAGGACUUCUCUCUUUGCUGGGCUGCUUAACCAAUCUCUUCCUUCUAAUAAAGGAAUUGAGACAGAAGCAGAGCCAGCAGCAGGACGUCCUGGAGCAGCUCAGGAGGGUCAGAUCUGACAAACUCAAAGAGCUCCAGAGACACAGGAAAGAGGAAGAGGAGAGAAAGAGGAAGAAAGAAGAGGAGGCCGCCAGACAGGCCCAGUUGGAGCAGGAGCGGCUGGAGCAGGAGGAGGCUGAGCGGCAAAGGAAACUUGCACAGGAACGAGAGGCCAAACUCAGGGAAGAGCAGCAGCGGCAGGCUCUGGCCAGACUGCUGGAGGCUCAGGAGCAGGCCAGAGCCAAAGAGGAGAAGAGGAGAGCUGAGGAGAAGGAGAGGAAUGAGCUAGAUGUACACACUCAAUCCAGUCUGCCUUUCAACAGCACAGAGAACAACAUUUUGCAGCCAGUAGUGAUCCCUGAAGUCACGUGUAGUUCUCUGACCACCUACAGAGCUCUCUAUCCCUUCACUGCACGCAACUCAGACGAGCUCACGCUGGAGGCAGACUGUUUCAUCCAGGUGGAUGAAUCGACAGUCAGAGAGACCGGCUGGCUGUAUGGCAGUUACAGUGGAAACAGAGGCUGGUUUCCAGAGAGCUAUGCUGAGAGAUGCAGUAAAGACAGUCAGACUCAACCGACCGCAGCUGAAACUGAGUCCACUGCGCCCUCUGCCAACUACCCUGGAAUUCCUCGAGUGGACAUAGAAGGACCAACACCGACACACACCCCAGUAUCCACAAACACACAGCACUCACAGGCUGUUGCUCUGUGUGAGUGGAGCGCUAAGACUGACAGUCACCUGGGCUUCUGCAAGGACGACAUUAUUACAGUUCUGGAGAAGCAGGAGAACUGGUGGUACGGAGAACUCAAGGAGAAACGGGGCUGGUUCCCCUGUUCACAUGUCUCUGUGGUCACCACCAAUAAUACACAGAGCGAGCCUCUGUAUUCUAGCGUGGAGGAGAUUGAAGUGUCAGACUCUGGUUUGCUUGAUGAGUAUGUGGCUCUGUACACGUAUGAGAGUCCGGAGUCAGGAGACCUGACGUUCAGUGCAGAGGAUGUGGUUCUGGUUACAGAGAAAGAAGGAGAGUGGUGGAGAGGCUGUAUUGGUGACCAGACCGGCCUUUUCCCCUCCAACUAUGUUAAACCCAAAGAACCUGAUACUGCCAGUUCUGCAGUUCCCAGUAAAAAGCCAGAAAUUGCUCAGGUGACUACAGUCAGUCCUGCAACAACACCAGAGCAGCUGAGUCUGACACCUGGCCAGCUGAUCGUGGUGCUGCAUAAGAACUCAAACAGCUGGUGGCUUGGUGAACUACAGGCACGGGGUAAGAAGCGUAAAAAGGGCUGGUUUCAAUCUUCUAAUGUCCGAUUACUGGAGGCCAACAGCGGCAAAAUAACACCUGCACCUCAACCAUUGUGUCAGGUUAUUGCAAUGUAUGACUACAAAGCAGCCAAUAAGGACGAGAUGAGCUUCCAGAAAGGUCAGCUGAUCACCGUACUGAACAAGGACAACCCUGACUGGUGGAAAGGAGAGGUCGCAGGGGUCACAGGGCUGUUUCCAACUAAUUAUGUGAAGAUGACCACAGAAUGUGAUCCAAGCCAGCAAUGGUGUGCUGACCUGCUUAGUUUAGACUCUAUGUGCACUGAGGAGAGGAAGAGGCAAGGCUACAUCCAUGAGCUCAUUCAGACAGAAGAGUCUUACCUGGAGGACCUGGAGCUGGCAGUGGAGGUGUUUUAUAAGCCAAUGGCAGAGUCGGGACGGCUGACCGAGGCUGAGAUCAGCAUGAUCUUUGUGAACUGGCGUGAAUUGAUCAUGUGCAGCACCAAACUCCUAAAAGCUCUGCGUGUGCGUAAGAAGACAGCAGGUGAGCGAAUGCCCGUGCAGGUGGUUGGUGAUAUCUUGUCCUCUGAGCUCUCUCACAUGCAGGCUUACAUUCGCUUCUGCAGCUGCCAGCUCAACGCAGCUGCUCUGUUGCAGCAGAAAACAGACAAAUCACUCGACUUCAAACUCUUCCUCAAGAAAAUUGCCAGUAAUUACCGCUGUAAAGGAAUGCCACUGUCCAGCUUUCUCCUGAAGCCCAUGCAGAGGAUCACACGAUACCCACUGCUGAUCAAAAACAUUCUGGAAAACACUCCUCCGGCUCACGCUGACCACUCCAAUCUGCAGGCGGCGCUGGAGCAGGCGGAGGAGCUUUGCUCACAGGUGAACGAGGCUGUGAGGGAGAAAGAGAACUCCGACCGACUGGAGUGGAUCCAGAACCACGUGUUGUGUGACGGAGUCAUUGAGCACCUUGUUUUUAACUCUCUGACGAACUGCCUGGGCCCUCGAAAACUGCUGCACAGCGGCAAACUGCAUAAGACCAAGAGCAGCAAAGAGCUCUGGGCCCUGCUGUUCAAUGACUUCCUGCUCCUCACAUACACCUCCAAACAGUUCUCAUCCAGCCCAGACAAACUCUUCAAUCCCAACUCCAACACACAGUACAAGAUGUACAAGACGCCAGUGUUUCUGAAUGAGGUCUUGGUGAAAAUGCCCUCUGACCCGUCCAGCGAUGACCCAGUUUUCCACAUUUCACACAUUGAUCGUGUUUACACACUCAAGACUGACACUAUCAAUGAGAGGACGACGUGGGUGCAGAAGAUCAAAGCAGCAUCUGAUCACUUUAUAGAGACGGAGAAGCUGAAGAGAGAGAAGGCGUAUCAAGCUCGCUCUCAGAAGAACAGUGGCAUCGGUCGACUGCUGGUAACAGUGCUGGAAGCCACAGAGCUGAAGCCCUGCAAACCCAACGGGAAGAGUAACCCAUACUGUGAACUAACCAUGGGCGCCCAGUGCUACACGUCCCGGCAUCAGCCCGACACGCUCAACCCAAAAUGGAGCUUCAACUGCCAGUUCUUCAUCAAAGACUUGUACCAGGAUGUCCUGUGCCUCACUGUCUUUGAGAGGGACCAGUUCUCUCCUGAUGAUUUUCUAGGUCGAACUGAAGUUCCUGUAGCGACAAUAAAAAAAGAUCAAGAUGGUAAAGGGCCACUGGUUCGACGUCUGCUGCUUCAUGAAGUCCCGACUGGAGAGGUUAAAGUGAGGCUUGAUCUGCAGCUCUAUGAACAAACACCUCACGUAUGAACUGAGAAGUGCAACAUUAAACGCGUCACUUCACCAGUUUCAAAGUUUGUGUUGAUUUUUAAAAAAGAUAUGUGACGGAAACUUUACCUCACACAUUGUUGAUAGUGGAAAAGGUGAACCACUGCACAAACUGUACCCUACGUCAACAUGCUGUAAAAUAGAGGGCUACAUGGAUUAUGCUUUUUUUUUUUACCAAAACCAGAAGACUGAAAUAAGGUGUGUAAUUAACACAAGCUCAAUAUAAGGGUGUCAAACUCAGCUCCUGGAGGCCCGCAACCCUUCAGAGUUUAGUUACAGCCCUGCUUCAACACAACUACCUAAUGUUAGAGAUGGCUGAUGUGAAACUGACAUUUUGACUCCGUGUCAGGAUCCCGAGAGGCAUGAUCAAAACUCCCAGGUCAUGCGACAAAGGUGAUUUAAAACACCAGGUCAUGUGACUAAAGCGAUUAAAAUCAUCAGUCAUUUCAGAAGCAUCUCAUGUAGCCUAGUGGACUGUGCAUGUGCAAAGAGUAACUGUACUUCAAAUGUCAUGAGUUUGAAUCCAGACUGAAAUUAUGACUUAAUGAAUUUUAUUUAUGU